This is a messenger RNA of Penicillium angulare, 396 nucleotides long. RefSeq lists its product as uncharacterized. NCBI's taxonomy places the organism in Eukaryota, Fungi, Ascomycota, Eurotiomycetes, Eurotiales, Aspergillaceae. The transcript is spliced from 3 exons. Bases 1 to 396 code for a protein of 131 amino acids. The record is from RefSeq and is a predicted model, not a curated record.
AUGACUCGAGUCGUGAGAAGAGGCGCCUCGGCGUGGCGCGCUCCCAGCCGAGCUAUGCAGAGAAGAGCUAGAAAGCAUAAGGUUAUCAUGGAAUCAAUGACCCAAGAAAAGAAGAAGCUUCGAAGCGUAAUAUCUUUUGAGGCGAAAGCACCGACGGGUUACACUUUUAUACCCGCAGGAAAUCCUCACCUCACGACGGCUUGCAAAGAAUGGUGCCGUAAAGAGGGCUGUCAGAUUUAUGCGGUCUCGGUUAUCAUUUUCCAAGUACCGUGGUGGCAGCGGCAUGUUCAGAGCUUGGGCUUUACCUCACCAGUGCUGGGAAAGCGGUUCCCUUUCAUACACUGGGCUCUCUUGAACAUCGCGCACCCGCGGACUCUGAAGCCUCUCAAGAGGUAA